CGUCUCUGCAGUGCUCUGGCAGAGCGACAGCGACACAGAUUCGGGGCAAUUCGGGGCUGAUCGGCGAAGAACAUCCCAACCAGGGGCUGGAUUUUACCUCAUUCAAAACGGUUUUUUUUAAGUGUGUAGAUGGCCAAACCGUAGAAAACAAAUUAUACGGCGUCUUAUCAAAGGAAUAUGUGAUUCUCAUUUUUUUCAGAAAAAAGAACGCGUCUUUUUUAUUGAAACGAUUUUCUUCAUUUAAAAAAUUGUCCCCCGACUAUCUACCAAUGUAUUCUUUAUCGCUACCCGGGUAGAUAUUUGUUUUCGCUUGGGGGUUAUUUUUUAAAUUUCAUUUUCACUCCGUUGAAGUCUUGCUCCCUAAAAAGGGGAGCGUUUUUUUUUUAAGGAAAACAUAUAUAUUUUUUUGUUCGAGGAAAUCUUCAAAUCUGUCGGGUCUAGGUGGGGAUUCGAGUUUUUUUCAGCCGGGAGAAGGGGAUAAUAUGUCCAGGCGCAAACAGACCAACCCCUUCAAAGUUAAUUGGCCUUUCCCCACAGCAGGGCUAGCUGGCCCCGAGCGCACUAUGGAGACAGAGAGCAGGGAGGAUUUCGCAGAGGACAGUGAGAGCCACAGCAACAACUCUCAGGAAGCAGAGGAACAGGAGAGUGGAACAGAGGACAGCGACAGUGAUCCGGACAAUCACGGCGAAGACGACUCUUCCAACACAUCGGCUGAUGACAACAUGAUGUGCACCAAGAACAGUCAGAGUGUCCCUCCUGAUGGGGGGGUCAAAGAGGAAUGUGAGGAGAAGGGGGAAUCGGGGAAUGGGUUCCUGUGUCCGCUGUGCACGCUGGAGUUUGGCAGUCCUGAGCAGCUCAUCGCACAUGUUUACCAGCACACGGCCAUGGUCACCAGCACCAAGAGUUACGUGUGCCCCGUGUGUGGGCGUGCCCUGAGCUCACCGGGCUCGCUGGGGCGGCAUCUCCUCAUCCACUCGGAGGACCGGCUGUCUAACUGCGCUGUCUGCGGAUCCCGCUUCACUGACACCAGCAACUUCAACAGGGAGAAGGUGCGAGAGCUCCUGAACACCAGCCACAUGGAGAACAGCAACAGCGAGCAGAGCUCCUCCAUGGUUCACGCUCUCGCCAACACCAUCGUUUCAAACCCCAGCAGCAGCCCUGCCUCUUCGCUCCCCUCCCUCUCAGACAGCCUCAUGUCUUCGCCUUCCUCUCUGCCCCCGCUCCCCGACGGGCUCAACUCCCCGGGCACUGCCCUCCCCCCGCUCCCAGACAUCCUCAGCCCCAUGCCCGUCUACCCCGCCGGCGUGCUGCUGGUCUGCAACAGCUGCGUGGCCUACCAGCAGCUGGUGGAGUCCCAGUCCUCCUCCAUGAGGAAGUGGGCCGUCCGCCGGCAGAACGAGCCCCUGGAGGCCAGGCUCCAGCGGCUGGAGCGCGAGCGCACGGCCAAGAAGACCAAGCGGGCCUGCGAGACGCCGGAGGAGCGCGAGCUGAGGCGACUGCGGGACCGCGAGGCCAAGAGGCUGCAGCGGAUGCAGGAGACGGAGGAGCAGAGGGCGCGCCGACUCCAGCGGGACCGGGAGGCCAUGCGCCUGAAGCGGGCCAACGAGACGCCCGAGAAGAGGCAGGCGCGGCUGAUCCGCGAGCGGGAGGCCAAGAGGCUCAAGCGCCGGCUGGAGAAGAUCGACCCCUCCCUGCGGACCCAGAUCGAGCACGACCCUGCUGCCAUGGCAGCCCUCACUGCCGACAUGAGCCUGUUCCAGUUCCCCAUGCCCUGCCCUGCACUGGACAACAGCCUCUUCAUGAAGCUGCCCUAACAGGCUGGGCGCAGAGGGGCUGAAGCCCUCUUCUUCCCAUGGCACAGCUGUUGAUCCCAAACAUGCAGAAACCGCUCUAACUCAAGAUGUUUUGCCAGACCAGUAGUGUCACUGGUGCAAGUGUCCACCUCUUUUGCAGGAGCUCAUGUGCAAAGAACCAUUCUUGACUGGGUUUGGAUUCUGGAGCCCUGGAAUCGGCCAUUUGCCCCCCCCACCCCAGACUAUUUGGGUGACCUAUGGUAAUGGACUGCAACGGUUACAUUGGCCAUGAUAUGGUGACACCAUGGUGGUUAAUGUGAUCGUUUCUAAAAGCCACGAGAACACGUAUCACGGCUGAUAGGCGGGAGAACCUGAGUACUGACAGGGUGCUGCAGAAGCAACACCUGACGUGAAAAAGAUUGUUUCCUUGCCGUAGGAAGAAGUGAGAGGAGAAUUAAUUUACCAAGUAUUGAACUUGAAACACUCACAGUCCAGGAAAUUGUUGGUUCGGCGACACCCGGCGACGCUGGGUGGAUUUGCCAGCCGGUGGCUGGAGCUGACUGGCAGCUAGUCGUCACGCUGCCCAUGUGGGUCAAUGGCUACCGUUUGUAUCCACUGAAUCUUCUACCUCGCGAUGGGACCUGACAGUACUCGCUGUAUAGUGGCCUGCAUCUGGACUCAAAUGGUUGUGCUGAUAAGAGUAAGCGUGCCAGUACAUGCACAGAUCGCUCAGCUGUACUGGCAUACACAUGCGUUCUGAAUCUACAAAGUACUUUUUCAGACUUUCUUCCUCCUAGUCCACACCCAUACUGACAGCAGAACCCAAACCUAGAAUUUAAUGUGGAGGGGAUCCUUUCUUUUAUUUCCUUUAUUUUAUAGUAUCAGUUAUUGAAAAGAUAUAUAUAUAUACACACACAAAUAUACCUAGUAAACAUCAGUACUGUAAAAAAGAGGAAUAUGUUUUGAAUGUCUAGUUUAUAGCACAUUUCCAGUUACACAAAAAACGUAAGCUAUUCCUGCACACUACAGAACCGACAGCAAGUUAAUUUUCUAGACUGAGGAUGGACUCGGCCAUUGUUGAAUUCUUCUGACCGUGUGAACCACUUGAAAUACUUUAUUUAUGUGCUGUUUUUAAUUUACAUUUGCAAAAAGAAUGAAGCUCAUACGAUUUUUAUUUAUCAAAAAUGCCAAUGUUGGUGGACCUCAUCGUGCUCCUUUGCGUGUGAUUAUUAUAAAUAAGCGGCAUGCAAUAUCGUUUCCUUAAUAAUGUACAAAAAGGUAAAGGGAAUUCAUGUGACCCAUGAGAUUGGGAUUGAGUACUCCCAAGGAAUUUGUCACAGAGUGACAAGAUUAGGGCUGGAUUUUAAGAUUUAUUUCCAUAUCCUUUCCACGAGAAAGUUCCCCCUUUGAAAUAUUUGUAAGUGUAUAUUAUCAUCGUGUAUCUAUCAUACGUCUAUAGUGUAUGUGUCUAGUGGAUGGUCUAUCCACUUUUGAAGUUGCUGCAAUUACUUCUACAGAGUGGUUCACAGGGUUAACAGGAUUUUCAGCUGGGGUGUCUGCUGGUACUUCACGAAGAGCCUCCGUUAAAUUCAGCUUCUUUUUCUGUUGUUACUGUAUAAUCUGUCUCUUUCUUGCACUCAGAGACAGCAGGAUCUGUCACAUAAACUGAAAGUGCUAAUAGUUGUUGCUAGCAGUCAGCCUAGAAUUAAUAGAUUAAUUUUUAACAUAUUUAUUCAAGAGGUUUUCCCAGCGCAGUUAUUUAUAAACGCAUGAUUGAGUAGCCUUUUUCACUGGAGAAAGAUGUGGGGAUUUUGCUUAGUUUUGCAUUUUCCACUGCUUUUCUUUUUCAUGUAAGAUUUUACAUGUGGGUGACAUGUAAGAGGGUUUCAACUGAGCAUUAAUUAAUGUGCUGAUACAAGUGAAUUCUGAAUUUACAGGACCUUACUCUGUUAAAUCUGAGUUUGAAGUGACGAGAACUUCUGCAGAUAUCCUUAAAUAGGAGGUAUAUUGAGUAAGCCAUUUCACUAAAACAUGGAAUUCAUUUUUUUAUACUGUAACUCUUAAUUAAGAUGGGGAAUUGAGACUGGUGUUCUGUUUGAGCCAUUCCAAGUAGUAUGUUGAGCUCAGAAAAAGUUUUGUAGCUAGUCACUGUUUUAUUUUUUCUUAAACCUGGCACCUGGAGUGGUUCAAACUGCUAUGCAAUAGGAGUAUUAAUUCCUACAGAAGGAAAAUGGAUGUUUUCCAUAUCUAUGCAGAUUGUAAGGUGAAAUGGACAUGUACCUAUUCAUGCAACUCAGGCAGUGCAUCUUAAUAGCUUUGAGCUCAUAGUUUGGCACUCUUGUCAAAGAUUUGUUUUAGAGGGUAGAUGUGUGAAGAUACAUUUUGUAGAAGUGGCUUCAUUACUACCUAUAUGAAAUCCAAUAUUCAGUAUUUUAACAAAACCACCAUUUGUUUCUGCACAUCUCUGGCUUGAAACUUUAACUGAACCAAGACUUUUGUGUGUUAAGCUUUAUACACUUGCAGGAAACGUUUAACUAAAGACACUGACCCUGUGCACAAGAUCUUAUUGUGGAGCCAACAAAGGGUUGAAUGUUUACUAAAAUGUGGGCAUUUACUGUUCUCUGACGAGGGUGCUGAUUUUAAAUCAAAUAUGUUUUCCUAUUAACCCAAUGGAAAUCAAGUGCUUAACUUAUCAUGUGAACCUUCCAUUUUAUUGAAAAUUAUGAUACCGCCCAUUUGGCAUAAGCCCUGUACAAAUGGCUUUGUAAAAAAGGCUUGUCCUGGCUUUACAGACUGGUUUAGGUUAACACUGCAUGUCGUAACUGCAUUUGUUUUAGAUUUGUUAUAUAUGAAAAAGUGUUCAGCUACAAGUAAUGAUAUGCCUGCCCGUUUUUGUUUUGUCAAAGAAUAGGGAUCCUACAUUAUGCUGUUAAAUCUCUUGGCCUUUUGUUAAUUUAUCAGGAUACACUCUGUUCAUGUUUACAAAAGUAACUAAAAAGGCCAAAAAGUAUGGGGAAAAAAAAGGAACACUCUGUAUUUAUGAUAGUCAUGUUGUGUGUUGUGUUGUGAAUGGUCAAUCUGGAAACCAUUCUCUGUUGCUGGAUUAACAGAUAUGUACAAAUAUAAGGAGGUAUAGAAUGUCAAAAUAAACUAACACUUUCUGAGUUUCUUUUA
Messenger RNA from Lepisosteus oculatus (spotted gar), 4967 nucleotides. It is a transcript of the gene znf821, whose product is annotated as zinc finger protein 821. Lineage: Eukaryota; Metazoa; Chordata; Actinopteri; Semionotiformes; Lepisosteidae. Gene Ontology annotation, molecular function: DNA-binding transcription factor activity, RNA polymerase II-specific; RNA polymerase II cis-regulatory region sequence-specific DNA binding. The record is from RefSeq and is a predicted model, not a curated record. Gene Ontology annotation, cellular component: nucleus. Gene Ontology annotation, biological process: regulation of transcription by RNA polymerase II.